Molecule: messenger RNA, 1544 nt
Organism: Leptinotarsa decemlineata (Colorado potato beetle)
Lineage: Eukaryota; Metazoa; Arthropoda; Insecta; Coleoptera; Chrysomelidae
Gene: CYP301B1
Product: cytochrome P450 301B1
Molecular function (GO): monooxygenase activity; iron ion binding; oxidoreductase activity, acting on paired donors, with incorporation or reduction of molecular oxygen
Source: RefSeq, a predicted model, not a curated record
GUUUGAACCGACAACAAAUUCAAAGAGCUCUUCAUAUGACUUACAGUCUUCUUUUCUGCUAAUUGUACUUCGCGAUUUCGGUCGAAGUUGACAAUGAAGGGUUUUUCGAAAUGUGCGCGACUGAUGAGUGUUUCGAGUGCUCAGGCUCAAGAUGUGAUCAGCAGUGCUGAUAAACUUGUGGAAGCUGGAAGAGCUCGCCCUUAUCAGAGCAUUCCUGGACCGAAACCGCUGCCUUUCCUGGGCAAUACUUGGAGAUUCUUACCUCUAAUAGGCGACUACGAAAUAGAACACAUCGAUAAAGUAUCAGAAAAAUUGUACAAGGAAUACGGGAAAAUCGUUAAGUUAGAGGGACUUAUGGGCCGUCCUGACAUGCUGUUUGUUUUCGAUCCAGAUAACAUAGAACAGGUUUUUAGGCAAGAGGACAUCCUACCACACAGGCCCUCCAUGCCAUCCUUGAAUUAUUACAAACACGUACUGAGGAAGGAUUUUUUUGGAGAAUACGGGGGAGUUAUAGCGGUACAUGGAGAAAAAUGGCAGUCGUUCAGAUCAAAAGUCAACCAGAUCAUGCUUCAACCCAGAGUAGCAAAAAUGUAUGUGUCCUCAAUAUCUUCCACUGCCCAAGAAUUUGUCGACAGAUGUUACAUGAAAAUUCCAUCAAAAUUGAUUGGAUUCUUGUUUGUUUCAAGGAUUUGCAUGAAAUAUAUCAACAAGAGUUUGAAGCGAAACACUGAAGAUGUUCUUGAAAAUAACGAAAUAUCUAUUCUGCAAAGAAUACUACGAUUGGAAAACGAUCCAAAAAUCGCCACUAUACUAGCUUUGGACAUGUUCUUGGUUGGAAUUGAUACGACUUCUAACGCUGUCGCUUCAAUACUGUAUCAGCUCGCUGUCCAUCCAAAGAAGCAAGAAAAACUCAGAAAAGAAGUGUUUCGAGUAUUACCAAAUAUUAGUUCAGCUGUAACCCACGAGAAACUUGAGGAAAUGGUAUAUCUGAAGGCCUGUAUCAAAGAAACCAUGAGGAUGUAUCCUGUUGUAAUUGGCAAUGGUCGACAAACAAGUUGUGACACGGUAAUUGCAGGUUACCACAUACCUAAGGGUGUUCAAGUGAUUUUUCAACAUUACGUCAUCAGUAAUCUCGAGCAGUACUUUCCAAGAAGCAAAGAGUUUCUUCCAGAGCGUUGGCUAAAAUCAUGUCCGUUCUCCAAAGAACAACACCCUUUUGCAUCUUUACCUUUUGGAUUCGGCAAAAGGAUGUGUCUUGGGCGAAGAUUUGCCGACCUGGAAAUGCAGACAGCACUAGCGAAGUAUAAGGUCGAAUAUCAUCACGAAAAGUUGGACUACUUCGUCCAUCCAAUGUACACUCCAAAUGGGCCUUUGAAACUCAAGUUCAUCAAGCAUGGUAGCUGAUAGGAAUAGAUUUUAUUGAAAACUAUUUUGUCUGUGAUUAUUUUUAAAAAAAAGGAGACUGUGUAUACUUCAGCAAAACAUUUUAAUUAAGAUUAUCUCCUAGCAAAUAGUACUUACUCGAAUAAAUCUGAAUAUCUAAA